Messenger RNA from Triplophysa rosa, 4728 nucleotides. RefSeq names its product Janus kinase 1 (gene jak1). The coding region runs from base 234 to 3704 and encodes 1156 amino acids. Gene Ontology annotation, molecular function: ATP binding; cytokine receptor binding; non-membrane spanning protein tyrosine kinase activity. Lineage: Eukaryota; Metazoa; Chordata; Actinopteri; Cypriniformes; Nemacheilidae. Gene Ontology annotation, biological process: cell surface receptor signaling pathway via JAK-STAT; cell differentiation; intracellular signal transduction. The transcript has 24 exons. The record is from RefSeq and is a predicted model, not a curated record. Gene Ontology annotation, cellular component: cytoskeleton; membrane; cytosol.
GUGGUCGACGCUUGACAGGAAAGGUUAGUUGAUCAUGAGGGCUUAGCCACGGCUUGUGCCGCAUCGAGUUGAAGUUUGUUUUGAUGUUUUAUCACGUAGGAUAAAUCUAAUACUACAAAGAGACCGUUUGGGAAUUAAUAGAGUGCGAUUAAAAUCGACGAAACACCGUGAGGAAGUGUUCAGACGUCUGUAAUGACCGAAAUUAAACGGAAGUAGCUUUUGCGAGUGUCUUGAUGCCAAAACUAGCAGUCAUGGAGUUGGGCAGGCAACUGUGUGGGAAGAUGAAAAAACAGAGGAAGGGGGAGAUGACCGUCCCAGCCGCCAUGAAAGGACUUGAAAUCCACUUCUACCUGCCCGACACACACCAGCUUGAGUACUUCAAAGACUGCCACACUGCGGAGGACAUCUGCACAGAGGCUGCCAAGAGAUGCCACAUCUCGCCUCUGUGCCACAACUUGUUUGCGCUGUAUGAAGAGAGCCAGGAUCUCUGGUACGCUCCCAACCAUGUGUUUAAGAUCACAGAGGAGACCAGCAUCAAACUUCACUACCGGAUGAGGUUUUAUUUCACAAACUGGCACGGCACCAGCGAAUCAGAGUCUCCGGUUUGGAGACAUUCUCUCAGCAAGCAGAAAGGCGGUUUAACCUCUCAGAAGGGGCCCGAGGGGACGCCUUUGCUUGAUGCCGCGUCUCUCGACUACCUGUUUGCACAGGGUCAGUAUGAUUUUCUGAGGGGUCUGGCUCCCGUGCGUAAUCCCCAGAAUGAGGCGGAACAUCAUGAGAUAGAGAACGAGUGUUUGGGAAUGGCCGUUUUGGCUAUUACCCAUCACGCCAAGGGCAAUAAUCUGCCCCUGUCAGGAGCCGGAGCUGAGAGCAGCUACAAACGUUUCAUUCCGGACAGUCUGAACCGCACCAUCAAGCAGCGCAACUUCCUUACGCGAAUGCGAAUCAACAACAUGUUCAAGAACUUCCUAAAUGAGUUCAACAGCAAGACCAUCCAGGACAGUAACAUCACCCUCUAUGACCUGAAGGUGAAGUACCUGUCCACUCUCGAGACACUCACCCAAGGCCUGGGGCGAGAGACUGUAGAGCCCAAAAACCUCAAAGUAUCAGGAGAGAACGAGGGCUCGCCGGCCCACUCUCUUCCCUUGGGGGAGGAUGGAAUGGGCUAUGAGGUGCAAGUAUCUGGAACCACUGGGAUCUCUUGGAGGAGAAAGCCCUUACCGAAUCUUUUGAUGGUCAAAGAGAAAAAUAAAUCGAAGAAGAACAAGAAUGACAGCAAGCAGAAAAACGACAAAAAGAAUGAGUGCAUCAACGGCUGGACGCUUUUCUCUGACUUUUACGAAAUCACCCACAUCGUCAUUAAGGAGUCUUGUGUCACCAUUUACAGACAAGACAAUAAAACCAUGGAGAUGGAUCUAUUUUAUCGGGAUGCGGCUCUAUCUUUUGUUACGCUGGUGGAUGGUUACUUCAGACUGACUGUGGAUGCCCAUCAUUACCUAUGCACAGAUGUGGCACCUUCAUCUGUGGUCCAGAAUUUAGAAAAUGGAUGUCAUGGACCCAUCUGCACAGAGUAUGCCAUUCAUAAACUACGUCAGGAAGGGAACGAAGAAGGGACCUACAUCCUGCGCUGGAGUUGCACAGACUACAACUACAUCAUCAUGACUGUUGUCUGCUUUGAGAUGGAACUGUCUGAGUCCAGGCCCGUUCCCCACUAUAAAAACUUCCAGAUUGAAUCAAGUCCUCAGGGCUACAGACUGUUUGGGACAGAUAUGUUCAGACCCACUAUGAGGGAACUCCUGGAGCACCUGCAGGGCAAGAGUCUGCGCACGGAGAACCUGUGCUUUAAGCUGCACAGAUGCUGCCCACCGCAGCCCAGAGAAAUUUCCAACCUGUUGGUGAUGACCAUAAACCGAGAGCCUGACCCCCAGAGACAACCUCAUGUCAGCCAGCUGAGUUUCCAUCGCAUCCUUAAGGAGGAGAUAGUGCAGGGCGAGCAUUUGGGUCCGGGUACGAGGACCAACAUCUACGCUGGUGUUCUGAAGCUGAAGAAUGAGGAUGACGAUGAGAUGGGUGGAUACACACAGGAGGUGAAAGUGGUGUUGAAAGUGCUGGGCUUAGCACACAGAGACAUCUCUUUGGCCUUCUUUGAGACCGCCAGUAUGAUGCGACAGAUCUCUCACAAACACAUCGUCCUGCUUUAUGGAGUGUGUGUUCGUCACCAAGAGAAUAUCAUGGUGGAGGAGUUUGUUCAGCAUGGUCCUCUGGAUCUCUUCAUGCGCAUACAGACCACCCCUCUCACCACCCAGUGGAAGUUCCAGGUUGCCAAACAGUUGGCCAGUGCCCUCAGUUAUCUGGAGGAUAAGAAGCUGGUUCAUGGAUACGUGUGCAGUAAGAACAUUCUAGUGGCUCGAGAUGGUCUGGACGAAGAGGGAGGACCCUUCAUUAAACUGAGUGACCCCGGCAUACCCAUUACUGUAUUGAGCAGACAGGAAUGUGUGGAAAGGAUUCCGUGGAUUGCUCCUGAGUGUGUACAGGACACGGCUAGUCUGAGUGUGGCCGCUGAUAAGUGGGGCUUUGGCACAACUCUAUGGGAGAUUUGUUAUAAUGGAGAGAUGCCUCUAAAAGACAAGAAACUCACAGAGAAGGAGAUGUUUUAUUCAGCCCAGUGUCAGUUGGCCACUCCUGACUGUGAAGAACUGGCCAAACUCAUGACCCACUGUAUGACCUAUGACCCCCGGCAGAGACCCUUCUUCAGAGCCAUUGUCAGAGACAUCGACAUGGUGGAAAAACAGAACCCUUCCAUUCAGCCAGUUCCCACGCUCGAGGUGGACCCUACUGUAUUCGAGAAGAGAUUCCUCAAGAAGAUCCGAGACCUCGGAGAGGGUCAUUUCGGGAAGGUUGAGUUGUGUCGGUAUGAUCCUCGAGGUGAUCGGACCGGAGAGCUAGUGGCCGUGAAGUCUCUGAAGCCGGAGAACUGUGAGGAGCAGAGCAGUAACCUGUGGUGUGAGAUUCACAUCCUGAGAGAGCUUUACCACGAGAACAUCGUCAAAUAUAAGGGCAUUUGUCAUGAAGAAGGCGGAAGAUCCAUUAAGCUCAUCAUGGAGUUUUUGCCGGCUGGCAGUCUGAAGGAAUACCUGCCCAGAAACAAAGCUAACAUCGACCAGAGAACCCUCCUGAGCUAUGCGGUGCAGAUCUGCCAGGGCAUGGACUACCUUGGUUCUCGAAACUACAUCCACAGAGACCUGGCGGCACGUAAUGUUCUGGUAGAGAACGAGAGCACGGUGAAGAUCGGAGACUUCGGCCUGACCAAAAGCAUUAAGGACAAUGAAGGCUACUACACGGUGAAAGAUGACCUGGACAGCCCUGUGUUCUGGUACGCUCCAGAGUGCCUGAUCCAUUGCAAAUUCUACAGGGCGUCUGAUGUCUGGUCUUUCGGAGUGACCAUGUAUGAGCUUCUCACGUACUGCGACACCUCAUGCAGCCCUAUGUCGGUAUUCCUCAAGAUGAUUGGUCCAACACACGGUCAGAUGACUGUCACCCGAUUGGUCAAAGUCCUGGAUGAGGGAAAGAGGCUUCCGAAGCCAGAUGGCUGUUCUGAGAGGGUGUACAAUCUGAUGAGAGGAUGCUGGGAGGCGACACCCAACAAACGGAUUGAAUUCAAAGACCUGAUCGCCGCCUUUCAGCAAAUGAUUGACAAUCAGUAACCGCGGAACUAAAAUGGGACACAUACUCCGCCUCUUUUGCCUGAGACACCAUAAAAAAAUAUAUAAAAACAAAAAAGGCGUAUAAAUGUGCAGUGUAGCACUCUUUCAGAUAUAUUCUCCCUCUACUCUAUCACACACAUUGUGACCUCAUAGAUUAUCUGCAGGUCAUUUGAAUUGCAAAUGAAAGGAAGAAAACCUGCUAGAACCACUGAAGCGGACGUCAAGACACGUAACUGCCAGUCGUUUGAUUGGCUUGUUUUUUCAAAUCCAUACACGAGUGGAGAAAGAAGUUCACGCAUCCUGUCCUGCUCUUGACUCGAGUGACACCUCUUCUGCUUCUUAUUGUGCCGUCACAGAGCCUCCACCGUGCUGCAUGUAUAAAUGACCCAAUAUUUCCCAUGAUGCAUUACAGCAUGUGCUGUAUUGGAAGCUGCCCAAGGUAUGUGCGAUACCAGAGCCCAUCUCUGCGAAAUGAACCUCAUUGUGGUUAAAAGAAGACUGUUUUCCCGCUGAGGACCAGGGAUGUGUCAAAACCCAGAUUUACACACGGGGUCGGUGGUUUAGAGCGUUAGAGGGGAUGGCGCCCCUUCUUCUCGGACUGUUGACGUGCAAAGUAUGUCGAACGCUCUAAGAUUGUACUUUCGGGUAUGUGUGCGAGAGAAUACGUCUUCGUUGACUGUCCGGCAGACAGCUGUCAUCCUUCAUGGAACGGGAUUGGAAUGUCGGGAAAUUCCACACGUGCCGAAUCACUGAACUUGUGUGCAGCGUUUACGAACUAAAGAGUGAUUGUGAGAAUGUUAUAUUGAUGUGGAGACAUUGCUUGACUGAUAUGCCUACAAUAGGCACUAGGGGACAGUAGAGCUUAUGAAAUGGCUCCCAAGAAAUAAUCAAAUGCGAUGGGCAUGCGGAAUUGUGGGCUCUAACUUUCAUAAACUGAAUUAACCAUUUGCUUCUAUAAAAUACCGUAGUAUUUUAUCUGUUCUGUUUUUUUAUCAAAAUGGAAUUAAACUCGAACUAUAAGUGA